ACCGGCCUGGCCACGAUUACGCCUGUGACGGGAGCCCACUCAGGGUCCUAAAAAGUAGGGGUUGCGAGGGAACCUGAACUGUCGAGACGUCUUUUGGCUACCUCGCUCCGGUCUAGCCAGGUGUAGCCAACUCCCCCAUACGACCGGGAAGGACAGGUGAAGACAGGGCCAUGACGCUGCGACUCGGGAGCUUGACGCUCCUGGCCGCCGCGGCCGCCGUGCUCGGCCAAGACAGCAUCAGCGACAGCAGGACUACCGUGACCGACUCGACCCUCUCCCUGACUCAGGCCGCGACUCCGUCCGACGCGUAUCAGUCGUUCGCCUCGCAGCGAACCUUGGGAUCGGUCGACAACGGAGCCAGCUCCAUGGCCACCGAGAACGCGACCGAGACCACCGCAACCCCCGAGGCCACCGAGACGGUUACCUUUCUAACCGGCUCGGCCGGGAAGACGACGACGGCGACGGCGUCCGGCAACUCCACGUCGACCGCGCCCCCCGUGCCGGAAGUCACAAACACACGGCCGUGCAACAACUAUCCCGAGUUCUGUAGCCGGAAGUACAGCAACAUCACCAACGUCGCCUGCCAUAAUUCCCCCUUCAUCACUCCCAACAACCUCGCCGCCAACCAGCAGUACGACGUCACGUCCCAGCUGAACGACGGCGUACGAUUCAUCCAGGCGCAGAUACAGUGGCCCACCGGCGGCAACGAGCCGCACUUCUGCCACACGAGUUGUGACAUUCUCGACGCCGGGCCCAUCACCGACUGGCUGACGCAGGUAAAGGACUGGGUCGCCUCUCACCCCUACGAUGUGGUCACCAUUCUCCUCGGGAAUGGGAACUACUCCGCCCCUAGUUUCUACGUGCCGUACAUCGAGCAGACGGGGAUCCUGCGGUACGUGUACACGCCGCCGGUGGUGCCGAUGGGGCUGGACGACUGGCCGACGCUGAGCGAGAUGGUGCUGCGGGGGCAGCGGGUGGUGAUGUUCAUGGACUACAUGGCGAACCAGACCGAGUUCCCGUGGCUGCUGGACCAGUUCUCGCAGCUGUGGGAGACGCCGUUCGACCCGGUCGACACGACGUUCCCGUGCACGGUGCAGCGGCCGCCGGACCUGCCGGGCGACGCGGCCCGCGGCCGGCUCUACAUGAUCAACCACAACCUCAACAUCGAGCUCUCCCUGCUCGGCACCGACAUGCUCGUCCCCGCCCGCACCGAGCUCAACGUCACCAACAACGUCACCGGCCCCGGCAGCCUCGGCCUCUCCGCCGAGAACUGCCGCCGCGACUGGGGCCGCCCCCCCAACUUCCUCAACGUCGACUACUACAACGUCGGCGGCUACCCCGGCUCCGUCUUCGAGGUCGCCGCCCGCAUGAACAACGUCACCUACGACCGCCCCUGCUGCGGCCCCAACGCCAGCGCCGCGCCCCCCGCCCCCGCCGCCGUACGAGCCGCCGCCCUCUCGCUCGUCGCCGCCGCGCUCUGCUGGGCCCUUUUGUAAUCCGGAUCCGGCGCACAUCCACUCUAUAGAAGGCCACAGGCCGGACGGCGGGGAUAAUGUCAUCUAGCGAGGGAUCUCCACUACUUGUCGGGUUGGAUCUUUUUUUUUUUUCAACACAGCGUUUGGUCGGGUGGGUUAGGCUCGGGAUAGAAGGAACGCGGAGCGGUACCGUGGGUCGUAUAUACUAUAAUUAUAUAAAGGAGACGGGAAAGACAGAGAGAGAGAGAGAAAGCACACACGCUUUCCGGAUACUAAUCGGCAUAUUGGGGGAUCCCGGUUGUACGUCGAUACCUACAUAGACCCGUCUCUCCCUACCGUAGGAUUCAGAAGGUCAACUAUCCGAGGUUAGGUAGCUAACCAUUACGACACACUACCCUCACUGACGGAACUGUUUACCCCGG
Molecule: messenger RNA, 1897 nt
Organism: Durotheca rogersii
Lineage: Eukaryota; Fungi; Ascomycota; Sordariomycetes; Xylariales; Xylariaceae
Product: PLC-like phosphodiesterase
Exons: 3
Coding region: 171-1496 (441 amino acids)
Biological process (GO): lipid metabolic process
Molecular function (GO): phosphoric diester hydrolase activity
Source: RefSeq, a predicted model, not a curated record